Messenger RNA from Coccidioides immitis RS, 375 nucleotides. RefSeq lists its product as uncharacterized. The record is from RefSeq and is a predicted model, not a curated record. The transcript has 2 exons. The coding region runs from base 1 to 375 and encodes 124 amino acids. NCBI's taxonomy places the organism in Eukaryota, Fungi, Ascomycota, Eurotiomycetes, Onygenales, Onygenaceae.
AUGCAUAUGCAACCUUUCCCCAAUGAAUAUGCGAGAAAUAAUCAUUUUAGGGAGGGGGAUGAAAAAUGGUUCGGUAUUAAAACCCGGUUCAAAUUAUUUCCAUCUCAACCGACGGUUCCCAAGACCAACUCCCCCUCCUUCUUCCUUCCCAGACACGCGGCGCCGUCUUUCUUCCCCCCGGGAAAUGAACCCAAGCGUUGGUAUGAUCCCUUCAUAGAUGACCAUGCACGCGGGGUUGACUCUUCCCAACAGCCGUCGGAGAUGCCGGCCCCCUUGCAAGUUCCAGUAAGCAAGAAGGGGAAGGCUGGGAGGGAGGAGAGCCCGGCAUAUAGAACCAACACCGGUGAAAUCGACCCAGGAAAUGGAAAAUUCUAA